This is a messenger RNA of Klebsormidium nitens, 2432 nucleotides long. The record is from the annotation of a GenBank genome assembly. NCBI's taxonomy places the organism in Eukaryota, Viridiplantae, Streptophyta, Klebsormidiophyceae, Klebsormidiales, Klebsormidiaceae.
GGGCCUGUUGGACCUGGCCCUGGGCCUGCCAGGGCCUUGCCCUAGGACUCGGAGUCUAGAUCAUGGCCAGCCCCCGCUUAACUUCAGGCCACAGAUCUUAAAUUUCCACUGUUUAACAGCACGUACGAGGGGUGCAAAAAGUCGCUUGGAACGAGAGGAAAAACCUGCAUUGCGACUUGAUGCAAGACAUUGAAGACUUUUGCAACGUGUGGUUUGGUUGCAGCAGAUGGUUACUCACAACAAUGCAUUCUGGUCCUGAUUCACAAGAAAAUGUGAGUGUCUGCAUCAAGAAAAUAAUACCAAAAUAGGACCAAAAUAGUGUGUUCGCAGCAAUAUCUGCAUAGCUUAUUCCGUUUUGGAGAAAGUUUCAGCGUGAGCUCGUGCUGAGGACACGUCUGUUGUACCCCUCCAACAUCAGGAUACCAGGGUCCCUGAUCGUGGAUGUAAGUUAGAAAGUUCAGAGGUUCUACGCCCAAUUUGGAAAGUUAUCCAGGUGUAUAAGAUGGUGGUUGAGGAGGGAACCGCACCGCCGGCAAAAGCUAUGGAGACAGACAAGAAGUUGAUUAAGAAGCCGGUCAAUCAGCCCAGGUUUGAGAAGUACGUCGUGCCUAUGUCCUUACACGCAGAGAACCGGGCAAAACUUGUGAAGGCCUUGGGCGAGACAUUGAGUGCUGCAGGGAAGGAGAACGGCGUCGUUCUGUUGCAGGGCGGAGAACAGCAGACCAGAUAUGAUACCGAUCACGAGCCUCUGUUCCGCCAGGAGAGCUACUUUGCCUACCUCUUCGGAGUCACUGAGGCUGGCUUCUAUGGAGCUGUGGACGUUGCAACAGGCAAGAGCAUUUUGUUUGCCCCGCGGCUGCCUUCCGAGUACGCCAUCUGGAUGGGCAAGAUCCAGCCCCCACAGCAUUUCAAGGACAAAUACGAGGUCGACGAGGCUAAAUACGUUGACGAGCUGUCGGCAACGCUGAUGGAACUGGGCGGAGAGGGCGGCGCUCCAACCCUGCUGCUGUUGCACGGGAAGAACAGCGACAGUGGGAGUUGGGCCGCGCCUGCUGAAUUUGAGGGCAUUGGAAGCUUCCUGGUCGAUAAGACGACGCUGUUCCCCGUCUUGAGCGAGUGCCGCGUCCGUAAGAGCCAAGCGGAGCUGGACCUGUUGAGAUAUGUUAAUAGAGUCAGCACGGCAGCCCACAUCGAGGUGAUGCGGCGCGUGAAGCCGGGCAUGACGGAGUACCAGCUGGAGAGCCUGUUCCAGCACUUUUGCUACUUCGAGGGGGGGUGCCGCCACUGCUCCUACACGUGCAUCUGCGCAAGCGGGGACAACGCGGCCACGCUGCACUACGGCCACGCGGGCGCGCCCAAUGACAAGAUCCUUUCGGACGGCGACCUGAUCCUGCUGGACAUGGGUGCGGAGUACCACUGCUAUGCGUCCGACAUCACGUGCACCUACCCCGUCAACGGCAAGUUUACGGAGGGACAGGAGACCGUGUACAAUAGCGUGCUGGCCGCCAGCGAAGCGGUGAUGGAGGCCAUGAAGCCGGGCGUGGCGUGGCCCGACCUGCACCGCCUGGCAGAGCGCCGCAUCCUGGAAGGCCUCGUCGAGGGGGGUGUCCUCAUCGGGUCCGUGGACGAGAUGCUGGAAGCGGACUUGGGUGCGGUGUUUAUGCCACACGGGCUCGGGCACUUCAUGGGGCUCGACACGCAUGACGUGGGCGGCUACCCAGAGGGCGUGAAGCGGUCCGAAAAGCCUGGGCUGCGCAGCCUCCGGACAGCACGAACGCUCGAGGAAGGGAUGGUCAUCACGGUGGAGCCCGGUUGUUACUUCGUGGAGGCGACCUUGGGCCCCGCGCUGCAAGACCCAGAUCGGAGCCGCUUCUUUGUGCUGGAGGAAAUCGAGAAACUGAGGGGCUCCGGGGGGGUCAGAAUAGAGGACGAUGUGAUCGUGACUGCGGACGGGUGCGAGAACAUGACGGACGUGCCAAGGAAGACGUACGAGAUCGAACGGGUCAUGGCGGGAGAGUCAUGGCCCUUGCCAGUGUCGCGGGGGUGAUUUCAAAACAUGCUUCGGGUCUCCGUGGAAUAUGGGUCGGAAACAUCCAAUUAGCAUGCAGCUUAUACGGGUAGCCAAGUGUCCGCACUCCCAUUAGGGACUCAAAAGUAGCCGUUGCUUUGUCUGUAAAUAACUCACCCGCUAGGCACUUUAUUCCACGCAAGAUUCAAUUUAGGGCGGGUUGGAAAGGUCCAGCUGGAUGCCCGGGUCUGUGAAGGCAGAGACUGGGACGAAGGCCCGAAGAAGGAGGCUCCAAUCAAACCGUCAGUAGUUGGUGCGCUUUACCGGCAACAAUCUAAAGCUAGGCAUGUACAUAUGUAUGAAGCCUUGAUCCAAUGAGCGCAUCGCUAGACAUCAGUCACUACCUACUAUACAAACAAGCAGG